Molecule: messenger RNA, 704 nt
Organism: Dromiciops gliroides (monito del monte)
Lineage: Eukaryota; Metazoa; Chordata; Mammalia; Microbiotheria; Microbiotheriidae
Gene: KISS1
Product: KiSS-1 metastasis suppressor
Exons: 3
Coding region: 246-644 (132 amino acids)
Biological process (GO): G protein-coupled receptor signaling pathway; positive regulation of cytosolic calcium ion concentration
Cellular component (GO): neuron projection
Molecular function (GO): kisspeptin receptor binding
Source: RefSeq, a predicted model, not a curated record
UUAAGAGGGAUUGCAAGGGAGGGGACAGAAGGUAGAGGUGGGACCAAGCUCUAAGACGUCAUUCUGGACUUGAUAAAACAGGUGAUCCUGGAGUUGGAGAGGCAGAGACAAAGAGCGAGAGAGAGCGAGGGAGGGCGAGCAUCUUCCUCUAGCCCAGAAACUGCCUUCCUUGGAUUGCAAUCCGAAGUUCCAGCAACCUCUGCUGUCCCCUCAGCCUUGGGGCUGAGCCAAGGUCAUCCAGCAGGAUGAGAACCUCCAUGUGUUGGCAGCUGCUCCUGUUCCUCUCUGUAUUCCCAUUUGGAGAGACUUUAGACAAGUUUGCUCCUGUUGAAAACCCCAGCCUCAGAGGACAGCGGGGCCGACUCCUGGCCCACCUGAUUCCCUGGGAACGGAGGCCUCGGUGCUCUGAGAAACCAGAACGGACAGGCCAGACACAGAGACUGGCGCUACUCUGUCCCUCUGAUGAGACCCCCGACCCCCUAUGGCCGGGUCUGUGCUCCACCCGAAGCCGACUGAUUGCCGCACCGCAAGGAGCAUUGCUGGUGGAGAGGGAGAAGGACCUGUCAGCCUACAACUGGAACUCCUUCGGCCUGCGUUAUGGGAAGCGACAGACAAGGAUGGGAAAGGCUCGGGCAAAUGCCUGAUAGAGAGUGUGUGUGUCCUGGAAUUUAAAAUUAAUUUCAACUAGGAACAAAGGUUUCAAG